Molecule: messenger RNA, 3511 nt
Organism: Amaranthus tricolor (Joseph's coat)
Lineage: Eukaryota; Viridiplantae; Streptophyta; Magnoliopsida; Caryophyllales; Amaranthaceae
Product: autophagy-related protein 18h-like
Exons: 9
Coding region: 220-3147 (975 amino acids)
Biological process (GO): autophagy; response to starvation
Cellular component (GO): cytoplasm
Molecular function (GO): protein binding
Source: RefSeq, a predicted model, not a curated record
AUAGGAAACUCAAACAACAAACAAACACAGAAAUCAUUUUCUCUCUCCUCAACCUCUAAUCAUCCAUCACCGCCGGUGGUUUUCCCGGUGACUUUAUCAUAUGUAAUAACUUAUCCGGUAUUAGAAACCGGUAAUCGGUGUAAAGGAUUUCCUUUUCUUCUUAUAGUAGUUCUAUAUUUAGUUGAUUUAAUCUAAGAAAACAAGGAUUUUUAGUAUUAAAUGAAACAUCAGCAAACAAAGGGGAUUAAUAAAACGAAUGGAUUUUCCCGUAAUUCUUUCAAGUUUAUCUCAUCUUGUAUCAAGACUGUUUCUUCUGGUGUUCGGUCAGCCAGUGCAUCUGUUGCCGCUUCUAUUUCUUCUGAUUCCCAUGAUAUCAAAGACCAGGUGCUAUGGGCUUGCUUCGACAAGAUAGAAGUCAGUCCAACUAUCUUCAAGCGUGUUCUAUUGCUUGGGUAUGCCAAUGGUUUCCAAGUACUCGAUGUGGAUGAUGCCUCUGUUGUCACUGAGCUGGUUUCAAAGCGUGAUGGCCCUUGUACAUUUUUGCAAAUACAACCAUUCCCUGCAAAGUCUGAAGGUUGUGAAGGAUUUAGGGCAUCCCAUCCUUUACUUCUAGUUGCAGCAGGCGAUGAAGCCAAUGUUCCGAAUCUUACUCAUAGAAGAGAUGGGUUGGUUAGAGAUGGCUAUGUUGAAUCACAAACAGGGAAUGUGGUCUAUUCUCCAACUGCUGUUCGUUUUUAUUCACUGAAGUCUCACGACUAUGUUCAUGUUCUCAGAUUUCGUUCUGCUGUUUAUACUGUUAGAUGCAGUCCUCGUAUUGUUGCUGUCGGACUUGCUUCGCAAAUAUAUUGCUUUGAUGCGCUCACGCUUGAGAAUAAAUUCAGUGUCUUGACUUAUCCAGUCCCUCAAAUGGCUAGCCCGGGAAUGGUCGGUAUCAAUGUCGGUUAUGGUCCCCUGGCUGUUGGUCCUAGGUGGUUAGCUUAUGCUUCUAAUAACCCCUUAUUAACUAAUACAGGGCGGUUAAGUCCUCAAAAUCUUACUCCGUCUCCUGGUGUAAGCCCUUCCACAUCUCCAAGCAGUGGGAAUUUGGUGGCUAGGUAUGCUAUGGAGUCAAGCAAGCAGUUGGCUGCAGGGCUGAUUAAUAUCGGUGACAUGGGAUACAAGACAUUCUCUAAGUACUGUAAUGAACUUCUUCCAGAUGGUUCUAAUUCUCCUGUUACUACCAGUUCUGGCUGGAGAGUCAACAAGACUUCAGCUCAUUCACCCGAGACAGAUACCGCUGGCAUGGUGGUUGUUAAAGAUUUUGUUUCUAAAGCUGUUAUAGCACAGUUUCGGGCACAUACAAGCCCAAUUUCAGCUCUUUGUUUUGAUCCUAGUGGGACACUUCUCGUGACUGCAUCAAUACAUGGUAAUAAUAUAAACAUCUUCCGAAUAAUGCCCUCCUCGUCAAACAAUGCUGCAAGUAGUCAAAGCUACAAUUGGACUUCAUCUCAUGUGCAUCUGUACAAGCUUCAUCGUGGAAUCACUUCAGCAGUUAUUCAAGAUAUUUGUUUCAGUCAAUAUAGCCAAUGGGUAGCUAUAAUCUCUUCUAAAGGGACUUGCCACAUAUUUGUUUUGUCUCCUUUUGGCGGUGAGUGUGGGCUUCAAGUUCAAAAUUCCCAUAUUGACGGGCCAACACUUGUUCCUGUAUUAUCUUUACCAUGGUGGUCUACUUCAUCUUAUACUAUCAAUCAGCAGUCUCUUUCUGCUCCUCCGCCGCCUCCAGCUACUCUCUCUGUGGUUAGUAGAAUAAGAACGGGCAACUCUGGGUGGCUCAACACGGUCAGCAGUGCUGCUUCUUCUGCAGCCGGAAUCGGCUCUGUGCAAUCUUCUGCUAUUUCUGCUGUUUUCCACUUGUCGAUGCCUAGUCCCUUGCGGCCUGCUCGCACAAACUCCUUGGAGCACCUUUUGGUUUACUCCCCUUCCGGCCAUCUUAUUCAAUACGGACUUUUCCCAUCUAUUGGGGUUGAGACAGGGAAUAAGGCUUCAAAACCUGGGACGGGUUCACUGGUGCAAAUACAAGAUGAAGAUUUAAGGGUGAAAUCCGAAGCCAUUCAUUGGUGGGAUGUUUGCCGAAGAGCAGAUUGGCCAGAGAGAGAGGAGUGCAUCAAGGGGUUAGCAUUUGGCAGAAAAGAUCUUUCAGCUAUGUCCUUAAAGGUUUCUGAAUCUGAAAAAAUUGAUAAUGUUAGAAAAGACGAAGAGCUGUCUGAACAAUCCACUUUGUAUCUAUCCAAUGCAGAAGUACAAAUGAACCAUGGAAGAAUUCAGACCUGGAAAAAUUCCAAGAUACAUUUCUUUGCUAUGAAUUCUGUGGUCAGCGACAGUCAGAAUUUUUCAGCUGAAGAUGUUGGUGGUGAAAUUGAAAUUGAGAAGAUCCCACUUCUCGAAAUUGAAAUAAAACGGAAGGAUUUAUUACCUGUUUUUGAUUACUUCCGCCAAGUGAAGCCUGAUUGGAACAACAGGGGCGCAAAUGGGGAAGUAUAUCCUACUUCCAUUUCCGAAGCACAUUUGGCAAAAGACAAGUAUCCAUCUCCAGCUUUGGUCCAUGCUGAACCUGUACAUAAUUCACAGUUUGGAUCGUUUGUACCAGCUGCCGAGAAGGAUAUCAUCAAGUCUUAUUUGGGAGUUGCCCAAAACCCAAUGGCUAAGAAUGCGAUAGCGGUUUCUUCCACUUUUCCUGCUCCUUUACUGACACAAAGCUCAAUAAGCGACACUUCCUCCAUGGAAAUUUCUCCACCGGAAAAUAGUUGCCUUGUAAAUAGUCCGUCCCCUGUAACAAACCCAUCACUUUCAGCUGAAAGAGCUAAUACAAAGGACGUUCAAUCGUCCAGCAGUGAUGGAGGCAGUGAAGCUUCAAACGUUAGUUCUAACCGUUCUGAUUUUAGUAUGAACGUUGCUGAUGAAAGCUCUGUCCCAGACCCGCUAGAUUUUGCGGGUUAUUUCCAAGAGGAAUAUUGUAAAGCUGCUCCUCUUGAUGAAAGUCAUGAGCUGUCGGAAGUUGUUACUGAUAUAGAUAGUAGCAGCAGUCCCCGUGAGAAAGAGAAGUCUGAAGAAGAUGGCGAGAACGAUGAAUUACUUGGAGGUGUUUUUGACUUUUCUGAAGAAGGAUGAGAAGCAAGCCGGAGUCGACUCUCCUCAUGCUAGAUGUCCGCAAAUCGGAGGAUGUUCGAUACAAGUAAUUUUAUCGUUUUGUCCAUCGAAGCCAUUAAAUAUUGGUUGUGUUCAACAGACUUAUCAUUCUUGGGGGUUCAAUGUAUAUUGAUUUCUUCUUUUUUUCAUAACUUUUGUGUUAAUGCAUUGCUACCAAAAGCAAGUGCUUCUUGUUAUCCAUUCUUCUAGUUUUACUUGUACAUGUUGUAGAUUUAUUAGUUCCACUAAUUUCUGUGAUCAUAUCUUCUUUUAAUCUUAUGUAACAUUAAAUUCUUCUUUAAUCAAAACAAGAGAAAAAUUAGAAAUAAAAAAAAAGAAACAAAAA